AUGAACGAAGAUUGGUGGGAAUUGCAGCUGGAGACUCCGAUUAGGGACGCCAUUACGAGAACCCGAUUCGCGCCCCACUCUAACAACCUCCUAAUUUCUUCUUGGGACAAUAGUCUUCGGCUAUACGACGUUGACGCCUCCUUGCUCAGACUAGAAGCUCCUUCACAAUCACCUCUUCUCGAUUGUUGCUUCCAGCACGACUCCGUUGCUUUCACCGCUGCUUCUGAUGGAUUCAUCCGAAGGUAUGAUUUGGAUUCAGGAAUUAUUGAUACCGUGGGUAGUCACGAUGAUAUAGCAACAUGCAUUGGAUAUUCCAAUGAAACAUGUCAGUUGAUCUCAUCUGGAUUUGACAAGAAGUUAUUGUUGUGGGACACCCGUUUGGAGAAGGCUUGUUCAUGCUUGAGAAAUCUUGGUGCAGAGGUGGAUUCCAUGUCCGUCUCUGGGUUUAAUUUUAUUGCAGGCAUUGGAGCAUUUGUGCAUGUUUAUGAUUUGCGUAACUUUGACAAACCAGUUCAGUCAAAGGAGCCAUGCAAUGCACAAUUAUGGUGUGUCAGUUCAAUUCCUUAUGCAAAAGGAUUUGCAGUUGGAUCAGUUGAUGGACGAGUAGCAUUGCAGAUUUCCUAUUCAUCCAAUUCAAAUGACAUAGGAUAUACAUUCAGGUGUCAUCCAAAAUCAAAGGAUGGACGGCAUCAUUUGGCAUCGGUGAAUGACAUUGCAUUCAGUCCACUUGUGUCUGGUGCUUUUGUCACCGGUGACAAUGAAGGCUAUGUUACCAUAUGGGAUGCUGGAAGUAGGAAAAGACUUGUUGAGUUGCCCAGAUACUCAAAUAGUAUUGCAUCCUUAUCAUACAACCAUUUAGGACAGCUUCUGGCCGUAACAUCAAGCUAUACUUACCAAGAAGCAAAGGAAAUAGAAGAGCCUCCUCAUGUAUUCAUCCAUAAAGUGGACAACAUUGAUAUUGGAUCAAUUUCUGCUGGUAGGAAAAGUUAAGCGUUUAUGCUAUGCUUGUCAAUGAAGGUAAGAGACA
Molecule: messenger RNA, 1027 nt
Organism: Gastrolobium bilobum
Lineage: Eukaryota; Viridiplantae; Streptophyta; Magnoliopsida; Fabales; Fabaceae
Product: mitotic checkpoint protein BUB3.3
Exons: 9
Coding region: 1-990 (329 amino acids)
Biological process (GO): mitotic spindle assembly checkpoint signaling
Cellular component (GO): phragmoplast; bub1-bub3 complex; kinetochore
Molecular function (GO): ubiquitin binding
Source: RefSeq, a predicted model, not a curated record